AUGGCAGUGAGUAUCUUUGGGCCGACUCCAAACGUUCUGGAGAGGACAGCAUGCAAGUUUGUGGCGGAAUUAAAAGUAGCCACCGGCCCAGUCGUGUCACCAGAAGCAUUUGUGGAUUUCGUGAGGGGCCAGCUGCCGACCGUACGCAACAAGGAUGUCGUGUGGACGUGGACGUCACUUCGGGCAUACAUAUCAGAACAUGGCCAAGAUCCGCUGAAGGUAGCGUUCAAGAACGCGGCUCUGUUGACCCUCGACAUGGUGACUCGGCUUUGGGAUGCAACCGAUGACGCGGAGCAGGAGCCUGAACACAAGGAGGAUGAGACCAAGCAGCAAGCAUCCAAGCGAAAAGCUUUGCAGCAGCCAUCCCGAUCACCGUCUAACUCGAUCUGUUUAAGCGAUCGCAGCGGCCGAGGCAGCAGCUCGUCGGCGUCCCGCGCGCGCGACGCCAUGCAGAAGCAGUAUGAGGGCAACCUGCAGGCAUUCAAAGUCAAGCUGUGGACUGUUACGUCGGGAACGGUGGUAGACAUGGAGAUCCGCUCGCACGUGCUGUCCUUGAUGAAGGAGUCGUCGUUGCACUCGUUCGUGAUUGACAACGCUAAGGCCGUCAUCCAGCUCUUCACCGACAAGGACAAGGAGGAAGUCGCCCAAGUGCUGGAGGAGCGUGGCGGCGAGGAGCAGGACACUAAGGGUGCGUAG
Linnemannia hyalina is the source of this 696-nucleotide messenger RNA. Lineage: Eukaryota; Fungi; Mortierellomycota; Mortierellomycetes; Mortierellales; Mortierellaceae. The record is from the annotation of a GenBank genome assembly.